AUGGCGACGGAAUCACAACGACAACACGCACCGGGCUCGCUCCCGCCGCCUUCGGUGAGCGAGCUCGACGAGAAAGUCUCACAGCACGAUGCAGGCCCUGCAGCCGAUGCAACUGAUGCAGCCCCCGAAGCCGAUGCCCAACUAGCCUUGACGCAAACCAAGAGCGGCAGCGAAAACUACGUCACCGGCAUCAAGCUCCAGCUCGUCUUCGUGGCCUUGUCCCUGGUCGCCUUCCUCAUGCUCCUCGACAUCUCCAUCGUCGCCACAGCCACCCCCCGAAUCACCAGCGACUUCCACUCCCUCACCGACGUCGGCUGGUACGGCAGCGCCUACCUGCUCGCCAACUGCGCGCUGCAGCCGCUCGCCGGCAAGAUCUACACCUACUUCAACUCCAAGAUCGUCUUCCUCACCUUCUUCGGCAUCUUCGAGCUCGGCUCGCUGCUGUGCGGCGUCGCGCAGUCCUCCAAGAUGCUCAUCGUCAGCCGCGCCGUCGCCGGGCUCGGCGGCGCGGGCCUCAUGAACGGCGCGCUGACCAUCAUCUCCAUCGCCGUGCCCCUACCAAAGCGGCCCAUGUACAUGGGCGCCAUGAUGGCCAUCGCGCAGAUGGGCGUCGUCGUCGGCCCCCUCCUCGGCGGCGCGUUCACCGAGUACACCACCUGGCGCUGGUGUUUCUACAUCAACCUGCCCAUCGGCGCGCUCGUCGCCGCCCUGCUCCUCGUCAUCUCCAUCCCGACGCAGGUCAAGCCGCGCACCGACACCGUCCUCCGCACCGUCCAAACCAAGCUCGACCUCCUCGGCUUCGUGCUCUUCGCGCCCUCCAUCAUCAUGCUGCUGCUCGCCCUCGAAUGGGGCGGCAACGACUACGCCUGGAACAGCGCGACCGUGAUUGGGCUGUUCUGCGGCGCCGGCGCGAAUUUUCUCGUCUUCUUGGCGUGGGAGUGGCGCAUGGGCGAGGAGGCCAUGAUCCCGCUCGGCAUGCUGAAGAUCCGCACCGUCUGGGCGAGCUGCGCGUUCAUGUUCUUCUUCUUCUCCAUGAUGCAGGUCGUGGUGUACUACCUGCCCAUCUACUUCCAGGCGGUCAAGAACGCCUCGCCCAUGAUGAGCGGCGUCGAUCUGCUGCCGAGCAUCCUCAGCCAGCUCAUCAGCACCGUGGGCUCUGGCAUCGCCAUCACCCGAGUGGGCUACUAUCUACCAUUCGCCGUGGCCUCUGCCGUCAUCACCUCGAUCGGCCACGGCACCCUCACGCUGCUCGGACCGCACAGCAGCAUCGGUAGCUGGAUCGGGUACCAGGUCAUCGUCGGCUUCGGCCGCGGCCUCGGCAUGCAGAUGCCCUUCAUCGCCAUCCAAAACUCCGUCUCCCGAAGACUCAUCUCCGUCUCCAUCUCCAUCCUGACCUUCACCCAGACCCUCGGCGGCGCCGUCUUCCUGAGCAUCGCCCAGACCGUCUUCACCACCAGCCUGCGCACGACGAUCCCCCGGUACGCGCCCGACAUCCCCGCCCAGGAGAUCAUCCAGGCCGGCGCGACCGGCGUCUGGAAGACGGUCCAGGACCCGACGGACCUGCAAAACGUGCUGAUCGCGUACAACGAGAGCAUCCGACGCAACUACUACAUUGCGAUCGGGUGUUCGGGCAUCUGCUUCUUCCUGGCGUUUGGGCUGGGCUGGAAGGAUAUUCGGGCAAAGAAGAAGCCCGAGGCCGGAACGGAAGAGGUUUAA
This is a messenger RNA of Cordyceps fumosorosea ARSEF 2679, 1716 nucleotides long. Its product is annotated as Major facilitator superfamily domain, general substrate transporter. Lineage: Eukaryota; Fungi; Ascomycota; Sordariomycetes; Hypocreales; Cordycipitaceae. Bases 1 to 1716 code for a protein of 571 amino acids. Gene Ontology annotation, molecular function: transmembrane transporter activity. The transcript has 4 exons. Gene Ontology annotation, biological process: transmembrane transport. The record is from RefSeq and is a predicted model, not a curated record.